CCUGCACUGAGUGUACUGAUAAGACCCUUCAUCUUGUUCCUGCCCCUCACUUGAUUGGAUUUCGGACCAGCAAGUUGUUUCCUUCAGAUCUGUUGUGUAGUCUUGCUGUCAGUUGAAUUUUCUUUGUUCCUCAGCCCCCAGUGUUUCCCAUAGACACAGCGAGGGCUCAGAAACCUACUUCACUCGGAGUCGUGAGCAGCUUGCCGGGAAAGGGAUAUAAAUGGAGAGAAAAAUGAUAUUCCAAUUUGUUACCAUUUUCUUGUCUCUGGGACCCAGACCGGUCCAGUUGAAGGAACAUCUGGAGAAGCCUGGUACUGCAGAUGGUGGUCAGAAGGAUUUCUUGACCAAUGAGGCCGGACUGGGCAAACAGCACGAGAAGUCUCAUCGUCAGAUCCUUGAGAAGAUUCAGGGACGUGUUGACACCCAAGUGGAUGGCUGGAGCUUUGAGGAGGUCCAGGGAACCAACCAGCCCUACUCUUAUGUUCGCACCACCACCACCUCGGAUUCUUCCAGGAGACAGUUGUCAUUCACCAGUGCACGGAAGCCCUUGAAGUCCCCACCAGACAGAAACUGGUGUGCCUUUGUGAAGUCGAGAUUGUCUACUGCUGUGAUUUCGUGUGGAGUGGAACGGUUUGUUCAAAGGCCACCAGAGCCCUGUGUCAACUGCCAGAACACAGUGUAUCAGCUUGCUCUUAAGCCCAUUUACAAGGUGAAGCAGAUGAUCGUCACCUCCUUGGAGUGGAGGUGUUGUCCAGGAUAUGUGGGACCCAAUUGUGAACACACAGUUCCCCAGGAGCUUAGAGCAACAUCCUUAAGGAAGCUACCAGGGAGGGAGCAAGUGACUGAAGGGAUCCUAAAUCCAACGGAAGCUCUUCUGUCAAGUGACAGCCGUCAGAACCAGGACCUGGAACUGCUUCAGCAACAGGAUGGCAUUUCUGCUCCUGCUGCCAUCACUCAGGGCUUCCACCAUGUAUCGAGCAGCCUGAGGGAAAUAAACCACUCAAAGGAAAGUAAAGGAAACCAAACAGAAUUACCAGACCUUCAGGAUGUGGUAAAGUCUCAUGUUGAAAACUUUUUGAAUCAGCACCUUCAUUCCUUAUGGACAAACAUGAACAACAGCAUACUGGUCUUGUCUAACAAAGUCUUCAAUUUGUCGCAAGAUAUAGAGAUCAACAGGGCAAAUCAUAAUAAGCUUUUAAAACAUCAAAGGGAACUUGAAGAACUGGGUAUCAGGUUAAAACUGAAACUUGAUGAAAAUAGUGAGCAGCUACAUAAAAUUGAAGACACAUUGAAAGGUCAACAACGGAGAUUUGAUAAAGAACUGCAUGCUCAGAGGGUUAAUGUUGACCAUAACAUGACCACAAUUAAGACAGAGAUCGACCUAAAGGUCAAGCGCUGUCAGAAGAUGAUCCAGAUUAAAUCACAGCUUCUAGAUAACACAACAGCCGAAUUAAGGAAAGAUCAAGACAGACUUUGGCAAGAAAUCUAUGUUUUAAAUCAAAGUAUAGCAAAAACAGCUAAGCUCCAAGGACCAAAAUUAUGUUCAUCAUGCAACUUGAAAGAUGCCCACCAGGAAAUGGGAAUGACAAAAGAGAUCUCUGAUGCACUUAAUGCUGCUCUUCAAAUUAAUUCAAGAAAUCUAACAAAUGUACUGUGUGGAUUGUGUGAUCCUGCAUCAAACCAGGUUGCCACUUUGCAACAAGCAUUGGAGAAGCAGGAGUCCAGCUGUUCAGAAAUGAUAGCUGGCCUUAAGAGAGAAAUUAAUCAAAAACUAAAUAAGACCUGGGUAGGUUUUAUGGAAGUAGUUCUGGGACUGAAUGCCUCCUUUAACCAUCAAAACUUAGGUCACAAUGAAGUAAUUUCCAAACUCAACAAUAAAGUUAAAGAACUGGAUCAGCUGUUGUAUGGUAUACCUCAAGUUGAGCAGCUCUGUGACUGUCAAAAAUUAUCUGCAGAUAAUAGUUUGGUUAUUGAUAACCUGAGAAAUGCCAGUGAAUUUAUGGACAAAAUGCAUUUUGAUCUGAAUUAUGUCAAGCAGCAAGAACUAGAACUAAGCAACAGCUUAAAUGAUUCUGUGCAAGACCUCUUCAUGGCUUUACAACAAAUUCGUCAACAAAUGCAGGACUUCCAGUUCUUGCAGGAAGGAAAGCAAAAUACUUUAACUGAAGACAUCUUAAAACUUGAGAGGAAUUCCACCAUGAUUAUUAAGGACAUUAGCUCUUUGAAAAAAUUUGACGCUGUCAUGGACUCCCGUAUCAAAUAUCUCAAUAGUUCAUUCAACUCCCUUCUGGAGGAUGCUUUGAGGCAUACACUGAUUUUGGAGCACUGGUUGGAACAAGAUAUAUUAGAGGUUACAUCUGAGGGUGCAUCAGAUCUUCAACUUCUUUCUAUGAGCACAUUAUAUCAAAUCCUAAAUGAGACAGAGAAGAAUCUUGCAGCUCAUGAAAUUAUUUUGGAAGACAUCAAAAUGAAGUUGCAGCUUCUUGAUGAAGACAGAACGAGUAAUAAAAUACACAAACUAACUGGUGCUGAGGAAAAAGAAGAAAACUUCUUGAAAGAAAGUUCUUCAGAAAUAGAUGAUACAGAUGACCCUAAAUAUAUGGAACCAGAGAAUGAGGCAAUUGAACAAAAAUGGGAUGAUUUACAACAUGGAACCAGUGAAAUACCAUUCAGGAAAAAAGACAUCGAGAUGUUGAACCUGCAAUUAAUUAAAUUGAAGUCCCACUGUAAUUCCAAAGACAAUUACUAUAAUCAUAGCUUGGAACAGAUGAAGGAGCAGUUUACAGAGUCAGUUGAGUCUCUGCAGCUGGAUGUAUCAUCUUUGAAGCAGCUUCUGGAAAGUCAUAUCUCUGAGUUUCAGAAGCUCAUUGGCAACACAGACAGGCUUUCUAAUGGGACAUUCCACACAGGACGAGGUAGUUUAGGCUUAAAGCGAAUGAGAAAGCAGCACAGGGAAAAUCACCAUGGCAACAAACAUCUGGGCAUUUAUAGAAAUUUUUCAGCCGUAGGCAAUGGAAAGAGAAGCCUAUCUGCACAGGGAUUCCAGGCUGCAUUUUUCGUGGGACUUUCCAACAAUUCUGAAACUAGCAAGAUUUUGAAUUUUGACUGGAUUUUUCUUAACUAUGGAGAUGGCUACUUAAAGGAAAAAGGCUAUUUCAAAACUCCCUUCAAAGGCAUCUACAUGUUUGUGGUGACUGUGGAAUUUGGCCAAGGCCCUGGUCUUGGUGCUCUUUCAGUUGAUGGCCAGCAUGCAUUCAUACUUCAGAGUAGCACACAGAGCAGCAUAGAUUGGGGCUAUGCUAUUCUUGAGCUCAACAAAGGACAACAUGUGUGGGUGGAGGUGACACAAGGCUCUGUAAUUCAACGGACUCAUCUGGAAACCACAUUUGGAGGAUUUCUUUUAUUUAAAACAUCUUAAGAACUUGUUACCAGUCCUGAAAAUGAAGCGAGUUUAAUGGAAGUCACUAUUGGAAGUUUCUGCUUCAGAAACUACUCUUCAGCAAAUGCUCCUCAACAGACUUUGCCUGGGUCUUAUGGACAGAAUAAAUCCAGUCACACACUUUCACUUUCCCCAUAAAUGCAUCUCCAUUAGAUCACAAUAGUAUACAAAUCUGGAUACUUAUAGUAAUAAAUGGUGAAUUCUGUUCACAUGGUCAGGAUGGUAUUAGUACAGAAAUCCAAAUUGUUUUAUAGUGGUCAAUGCAUCUUUUCCUCAGAUAAGUUAUCUAUGAGAAUGCAUCUUAAUUGUCAGUCUUGGAACUCUUGAGAACUGAGUUUUGAUCUCUGUACAUAUAAGCACUUUCUUUAAAUCUGAUCAAUGCACCCAUUUCCCUCCCAAAAACAUUGAAUACUAACAAGAGAAUAAAUACAUUUCUUUAAACUGAAGCAGAAAAUGUUAGAUAUACUACUUGCCUAAGAAAUUGAUUCCUGGUUUGAACCAACACUCACUGUUCCUUUGUUUCCCAUAAAUGUGCUUACUAAAUUUACCUCUUUUUCCCUGCCUUUUCCAAGAUUUUUUUUGCGAGAGGAGAGCUGAUUUAGCGUUACUUUUUCCAUUCAGUGAGAAAGGAUGGGGAAUUGAGAACUAUUUACAGAAUUCAUGACUUUACAUCUGCAAAAGAAUUUUAAAAAAAUAAUACUUUAGCAUUAUUUUAAAUUGAAUGAAAACCCCAUCAAUAAGACAAACUAAUAACAAGUCAAUGUUCUAUAGCAGGUGGUCAUAGUUGCUAGUUCUGUGCAAAAGUGAAAGCAGCAACAGCUUCCAAUGCACAUCAAAAAUAAAUCAAGUUAGUCAACGUGUUUCCCCCACAAAAGGAUUUAACACUUAAAUAAAAGGAUUUAAGUUGGAGAGAAGUUCAACAGAUUAUGAGUGGCCCAAUUUAAACUGCAGUUCAGAUAUGUAGCGUAACUACAUUGAGUCAGUAAAACCGUAACACAAAAUGAAAAGGUUAUUUAAAGAUGCACAUAAUCUGGAGAUGGGACUGGUGAAAACAAUUAGAUGGAAAGCAGACCAUAAUAAGAGGAGAUUUCAAGGUUGAGAAUAUAGAAUGUCUUACAAAAAGAGAAUAAUUUUGUGUGUGUACUUAGUAUAUAAACUUUUCAAAUAAACCAUAAUAUGGUAUCAUGUGGCUUUGGAAUUCGGCUUCAAGCAGCUUGGAAGCAUAGAGAUUAUUUAUAGGACAUUCUAUCAGAAUACUUACAAAACAGAAGAGGUUAUAGAUUAUAUGGGUACGUUUAAAAACAGAUAGGAUAAUUGGUUUGGUUGACUGGUUAUUAGUUAAUUGAAAUGCCUCCAGUUGAAUAAUAUUUCUAUAUCUGAAGGACAACUAAAAACAAUACCACUAAAUAGAGAAGGAUUAAACAAUAGUAUUUUUAAAAGAAGUCAUCAAAACUGUAGCUGUUAAACACAUCCUAAACAGUCUGAAAAAUAUUCCAGGAGCUGACAAAUAAAACAAAAUUACUAAUAUUAGUUAUUUUUCUUCAAAUUGUUCUCAGAUUUUUAGAUCAAUUCAUCUUUUCGUUCCUUUUGCUGAAAUCAGCAAAAGAUAUGUCAUGGGUACACAGAAAACCUUUUAGUCAGAUUUAAUAUCCACACAUCCUGCAGCAGUCACAUAGUAAGUGUACCCUGACUUCAACAAGGAAGGAAAACAAGCAACCAUAGUCAACAGAGCAACUGUGUACUAAAAUAAUGUUAUUUACUUAAUAUUCAGAUACAGGACAUAAUCUGUGUACAUGAUGCACCUCUUGCAAAGUAAUCUGUGGUAAACGCAAUAAGGCACCUUUUACCAGAUGCUGUACAAAAUAUGUUUAUAAGUCUUUAUGCUUAGUUUAAUGUGAUCAGUUUGUUUGACUUGCGAUGACAUAAGCAUUAGAUUAACAUCACUGCUUUAACCCUC
This is a messenger RNA of Hypanus sabinus (Atlantic stingray), 5396 nucleotides long. It is a transcript of the gene mmrn2a, whose product is annotated as multimerin 2a. Gene Ontology annotation, biological process: negative regulation of vascular endothelial growth factor receptor signaling pathway; negative regulation of cell migration involved in sprouting angiogenesis. Gene Ontology annotation, molecular function: protein binding. Lineage: Eukaryota; Metazoa; Chordata; Chondrichthyes; Myliobatiformes; Dasyatidae. Bases 221 to 3418 code for a protein of 1065 amino acids. The transcript has 7 exons. The record is from RefSeq and is a predicted model, not a curated record.